AUGGGCAAAUUCGUCCCCCGACAACGAAAGCACAAGGUCAAAGAACGAGAAAGACGAGAAAAAGAGGGCACCUCGCAGGGUCCCGUCGUCGACUCCAAUGCCGUGGAGAUCAUCCCCACCGCGACAAGUGAACACGAGGAGAAGAAGCGGCGCAUGAGAGAGGAAAUCGAGGCGCAGGGACCUAAGAUCAGUGGAAAGAAGGCAAAGCGAUUAGAGAAAUAUCUGGAGACGAAGUUGAGGAAAGAUGAGAACCGGGAGCUUAUUGCGCGACUAGCAAAGGCACAAACGGAUACCAGUCUCUACCAGAGCAGCAGCAGACUAGGUCAAGGUCGCGAAACGAAGAGACAGAGACUCGAGCGGGCGUUGAUUGAACAUAAGGCUGGGAUUGAUGUCGACGGGAACAAUGACGAGCUUCUGUUUGAGAAGAGGACAUUCAGGGAAGCUGCGGAUGAGGACUCGGCGGACGAGGAUGUGGAAGAAUCGAAGACUGGAGGGAUUUUCAAGAUUCCAAUCACAGUGCCAAUCCAGCCGAAAAAACCUGUUGUCAAUCUUGGUGGAGGUCUUAAGAGACCUCUCGAGGUCGACGAAGCAGGAAAGCCUGUUCUGAAGAAGCGCAAACGAAGGGGAGGGGUCAAUUCUAAACUUUCAUUCAAGCAUGAAGCUCCUGAAGAACCAGAUUGGGAGGGUUUCAGCUCGGCUUCUGAGUUGAACAGCAAUACAGACAGUGGUGCUUCGAUACAAGGAUAUGACGAUAUAUCAGACGCUUCGGAUGACGAUAAAGAGAGCGAGCAAUCUUCGUCAGAUUCAGAUUCAAAGUCCGAAAGUGAGGACGAGGGCUCAGAUGAAUCGUCGUCGGAAGAAGAAAACGAGGAGGGAUCUCCCAAACCUCCAAGAUCAUCUGCUUUUAAGGCAUGGGCCAAUCAGCAAUUGAAUGAAGCUCUGGGUUACCAGACCGUCUCAAAUAUCCCGAAUGCGACAGAAACUCCGAAAAUAGCUGGUUUCCAGCCUAGAGCUCCUGAGCAAGAUCCUCUGCCUCUGGAAUUGCAAACGACAGCCAAUGACAGCCGGAAAGCCUACAGUGUGACGAUAAAUAGGACAUCAGAGAUUCAAGAUGUCAGACUAAAGCUUCCUGUUGUUGCUGAGGAGCAAAAGAUCAUGGAGUCAAUACACAACAAUAAUUUAGUAGUCGUUUAUGGCGCUACUGGAUCAGGAAAAACUACACAAGUUCCCCAAUUCCUUUAUGAAGCGGGCUACGGGACGAAGGACUCACCGACGCCAGGAAUGAUUGGAGUAACCCAACCACGUCGUGUGGCUGCUGUUAGUAUGGCGAAGCGUGUUGGCGACGAAUUGGGUGAUCAUGGAAAGCGAGUCGCCUACCAAAUUCGGUUCGAGGGUACCGUCGGAUCAGACACUGCCAUCAAAUUCAUGACCGACGGUGUCCUCCUUCGAGAGGUAGCUCAGGAUAUUGCGCUGCGGAAAUACUCUGCUAUCAUCAUUGAUGAAGCUCAUGAGAGAAGUGUCAAUACAGACAUUCUGGUUGGAAUGUUAAGUCGCGUUGUCAAGCUGCGCGAGGGAAUGGCCACGGAAGAUCCCUCGAUCAAACCGUUGAAGCUCAUUAUCAUGUCUGCGACCUUGAGAAUUACCGACUUCACCCAAAAUACGACUCUCUUUGCAAAGCCGCCGCCAGUCUUGCAAGCUGAGGGCAGACAAUACCCAGUUGUGAACCACUUUGCACGGAAAACGCAUCACGACUACGUCGAAGAUGCAUUCCGGAAAAUCAGCAGAGGCCACAAGAAGCUACCUCCUGGUGGCUUCCUUGUUUUUCUUACAGGUCAGAACGAGAUCACACAGUUGACCAAGAAGCUCAAAGAGGCUUUCCGAAUUGGUCAGACAGCUUCAGGUCCUCAGGUUAGAAUAUCUGGAAGAGACGCACCCAUGGAGGCAGAAGAUGUGGAUUUCGGGGAUACGAUGGAGGAUGCUCACGAUGAUUUCGAUGAAGACGAAGAGAUUGACAUCAAUCUCGAUGACGAGGAUUUCAAUAUUGAGGAGGAGGCGGAUACUGGUCCAACCAAGAUGCACAUUUUACCACUGUACUCGUUGCUUCCGACAAGGGAACAACUCAGAGUCUUUGAACCCCCUCCGGAAAACUCUCGCCUAAUAAUUCUGGCUACCAACGUUGCAGAAACGAGUCUUACAAUCCCAGGCAUUCGCUAUGUCUUCGACUGUGGAAGAUCUAAAGAGCGCAAGUAUGACCGGACAACUGGCGUUCAGAGUUUUGAAGUUGGUUGGAUCAGUAAGGCCAGUGCGAGUCAACGUGCUGGACGUGCUGGACGUACGGGACCUGGUCACUGCUAUCGACUGUACUCCUCAGCUGUCUUUGAACGAGACUUUCCAGAAUUUGCCGAACCAGAGAUCUUACGAAUGCCUAUUGAAGGAGUCGUGCUGCAGUUGAAAGCAAUGAACCUUCAACAUGUGGUCAACUUUCCAUUUCCAACGCCGCCGGAUCGCCAAAGUCUCGCAAGCUCAGAGAAACUUUUGACAUAUUUAUCGGCAUUAUCACCCACUGGGCAAAUCACACAGACUGGUUCAACAAUGUCAAUAUUUCCCUUGUCGCCUCGCUUCGCUCGUAUACUACUUGUGGGGCAUCUGCAUGACUGCCUACCAUACACGAUCGCAUUAGUUGCCGGCCUUUCUGCACCUGAUUUCUUCAUUCCCGAGAACCAGGUUGUAGCAGCCGCUCCCGUUAGAGAAGAGGACGCCUAUUUCACGAGUGCGGACCGCAUCGAAGAGGAUGUACGUCUGGAUAUCAGACGAAAGUUCAACAAGGCGCAGAAGGACUUCUGUUUCCUCGACGACAAAUCUGAUGCUAUUAAACUUCUCCAGGUGGUAGGGGAAUUCGCCCACGAGCCCACUGAAGAAUGGUGCAAGGAACAUUUUGUUCGUUUUAAGGUUCUGAAGGAGAUUCUGCAACUUCGCAAGCAAAUUACUGAUCUUCUUCGAACCAACAUCACAUCUUUUGCAGGUCUGAAAUUUCAAGACAAGCUCGACCCACCUUCUGCCAAACAGGUCAAAGCUCUCAAGCAGAUGGUAGCUGCUGGGUUCAUAGACCACAUUGCGAUGCGAGCCGAUCUGUCACCCCAUCCGCCAGAUGUGCGGCGCAAACCCAAUCGGGCCAUCGACGUACCGUACGUCACGCUGUUCCCCUCGCAUAUCAAGCGGCACGAUGAUGAGAAGGCGGUCUACAUUCACCCCUCAUCACCACUCGCACAUAUCAGUCCACAGGAGUGUCCCGAAUAUAUAGUGUACUCCUACCUCCAACGAGCCGCACCCGCAGCUGCAACGCCAGAGAAGGUCCCCAAGACCCGGAUGCACGCCUUGACAGACAUCACUGGCGGACAGCUCGCUGCGCUGGCGAAGGGGACCCCUCUGCUGCACUACGGCAAGCCAAUCAAAGAGGUGAUGCCGAAGAUGAAAGGCCAAGGAGACGCCAACGAGAGAGAGUGCUGGGUGAUCCCAUACUUGAGGGCCGAGGGGAUGGGUGGUAUCGGGUGGCCGUUACCCGCCAGGAAGGUUACGCAGAAGAAAAUCGCCGGACGAGGAUGGGUCGUCGAAUAA
Molecule: messenger RNA, 3615 nt
Organism: Cadophora gregata
Lineage: Eukaryota; Fungi; Ascomycota; Leotiomycetes; Helotiales; Ploettnerulaceae
Gene: ECM16
Product: putative ATP-dependent RNA helicase DHR1
Exons: 1
Coding region: 1-3615 (1204 amino acids)
Biological process (GO): maturation of SSU-rRNA from tricistronic rRNA transcript (SSU-rRNA, 5.8S rRNA, LSU-rRNA)
Cellular component (GO): intracellular anatomical structure; nucleolus
Molecular function (GO): ATP binding; RNA binding
Source: RefSeq, a predicted model, not a curated record